Hemicordylus capensis (graceful crag lizard) is the source of this 7361-nucleotide messenger RNA. RefSeq names its product TNF receptor superfamily member 14 (gene TNFRSF14). Gene Ontology annotation, biological process: positive regulation of peptidyl-tyrosine phosphorylation; defense response to Gram-negative bacterium; negative regulation of alpha-beta T cell proliferation. Lineage: Eukaryota; Metazoa; Chordata; Lepidosauria; Squamata; Cordylidae. Gene Ontology annotation, molecular function: protein binding; transmembrane signaling receptor activity. Bases 906 to 1706 code for a protein of 266 amino acids. The record is from RefSeq and is a predicted model, not a curated record. The transcript has 9 exons. Gene Ontology annotation, cellular component: membrane; external side of plasma membrane.
AAGGAGAAUUCCUGAUCGGGGAGCGGACGGGGUUGUGAAACUGUGAUUUCCAAGACUGCGAUUUCCAAGAGCCCCUGGAUGUUUCCUUGGACCUCUGGGAGGCAGCGGCUCUGAGUUUAGGGAAAUGAACUGCUUGCCACUGUCCUUUUGUGGUCCAAAGCUGCCAGGAGGAAGUUAAGUUUGCUCAAGUUAGCAAAGGGAGUCACACAGCUCACCUGGUUGGCUGCGGCUUCCUUUCUGCUGAGAUGGUCGCGGGCCGUUUCCGUGCUUGAAGUGGAACGAUACGAAAAUUCGGCUCUCUUUUCACUGAGCACGGCUCCCUCGAGCUGGCGUGGGGCUCCCCUGUGGGUCACCCUUUGCCAGGUACUUUCUAACCCAGUCAGCAAGUUGAAAGCUUGUUCCUCUAUUGUCGUUUCCUGCCUGCAACUUCCUUCUGGGAAAGAAAACCCAGUACGUGUCUGUAUGCAAGAAGACAAGGCCAGACAGCAUCGGCAAAUAGUGCCAGGAACCCACCAAGCUGGGGAGAAUCAUAUAUAAUCCGCAGGCUCAUUAAUCACUGCCCCUCGGGGGUGUGGGGGAAACUGCAGUGGAGGGGAGGCUCUUUACUUUCACUUUCAACGAAGCUUUCGAUGUGAAGAGACCGAGAUCUGGGAGGGAUCUCUGCUGGAAUUAGCAGAGAUCGGGUCGGGGGGGAUUGCUUUCCUCCCCAGGGUGGUCGUCCAGAGGAAGAGUGUGCCGAGAAUUCAUGGAGAGGACUUCUCAGUGCUGGGAAUAUACACUGCGAGUGUCCGAGUUUAGUUUCCAACCGUUCGGAAAGUAAACAAGAGACUGCAGCCAGGUCAACGCCCCCACAGGCCUGUCGGCCAGAUGGAUCUGGAAUCUCCCUGAAGUCUCUUCUGAGGAUCAUGCUCCUGGUUUCUAGCCUUAUCCUGGCAACACAACUGAUCUACCUCGAAGCCAUCACCUGUAAGGCAUUUGAAUACAAAGUGAAUGAAGACUGCUGCCCAAAGUGUGCUGCAGGACUCCGAGUUUUGAAUCACUGCACUGAAAAUUCAGGAAACACCUGCGUUCCCUGUACCGAGGGAACGUAUACAAAGCACCCCAAUGGCCUGGAAGAAUGUAUACUCUGUCAAGUGUGUGACCCAGGAGUCAUGCUAAGAAUUAAGCAACCGUGCACCUAUGUCAAGGAUACGGUCUGUGCAUGUGUCCCGGGUUCCUUCUGCAUCCAUUUAAUUGAUGAGAACUGUGAGCACUGUCAGAAACAUACCAUCUCUCCGCCUGGCUUUAUGGUGACUGAAUAUGGCACAGAAACUGCCGACACAAAGUUUGAACCCUGCCCUCAUGGGACCUUUGCAGCAACUGAGAUGUCCCCUUCCUGUAAAACUUGGACUAAUUGCAGUGAUUUAGGGAUGAUAGCCGUUCGGGCCGGCAACAGGACUUCGGACAAUGUCUGUGAAUUUCACAGCCCGAAUAUAACCCUCCGGGCAACUAUAGCCAUUGUUGCUGGCCUGCUUGUUGGACUGUCUGUUGUGAUUGUUCUAGUUCUUGUCAUCCGUAAAAGAAUGCUGCUCAGAAAAGGCACCGACACGGAACAGGGAGAAGCACACAAAGAAUUCCUGCCUGUCCCAGAGACCGAAACCAACAUGGUAAAUCCUAUGCAAGAAACUUCUCUAAACCCUGGGGAACCAACUUACAAAGUUGCUUGACUCAACCGAGGAAGCUUUCAAAGGCACAUGGGUUUGAGCGCUUGGGAGAAUCACAGCAGUUCCUGUUGCCUCGCCUACAUCCUGUCUUAAAAAAAACCCAAAACACUUUUCUGGGUGGGAUACAGAACAGAUGUCUAGUGUGGUCUCCAGCAUGUACUCAUCGCCUGAGCUGCUCAGGCUCCUAAGAAGUUAGGUUUCCUGCUCAAGACUGUCAAAGUGGAAAGCUGAUCAGAGAAGGUCUCUCGGAGAAGGACAAGGAAUAGAAAUAUGGAGGCAUAGUUGAAACCGUGUGAGUGUGCUGUAAGGUGUUUCUGACAAUAAGGGAGGAGAGCUGGUCUUGUGGUAGCAAGCAUGACUGGUCCACUUAGCUAAGCAGGGUCCGCCCUGGUUGCAUAUGACUGGGAGACUAGAAGUCACUGGAAGAUAUUCUCCUUCGGGGAUGGAUCCGCUCUGGGAAGAGCAGAAGGUUCCAAGUUCCCUCUCUGGAAGCAUCUCCAAGACAGGGCUGAGAGAGAUUCCUGCCUGCAACCUUGGAGAAGCCGCUGCCAGUCUGUGAAGACAAUACUGAGCUAGAUAGACCAAUGGUCUGACUCAGUAUACGGCAGCUUCCUAUGUCCCUAUGUCCUUCUUUGGAGGACAGCGUUGACCUGGGAACUCUGAAAGUGCUCUAGGAAUGUUUUAAGAAGAAAUAUUCUCCCAAGUUUACUUCAAGUGGCUCCUUAACCUUUCACUGCCUUUGUCCAGGAGUACCAAACCAAGGGUGCGGACAUUUAAAAAUAAUCCCGGGUAGCCCUCGUUAUCCACAGGGCUUCUGUUCCACAGAUAAUUGAAUCGUGGAUAAUGAGACCUUGAGGCCAUGGGAAUUGCGGGGUUGGGUUCCUGGAGGGCAAAAAAGGCCCCAAAUGGCAGAUAUCGCAGAAAUGAGAGAAAUAGAGCCACACUGUGCUCUGUGGGUCUCCAACUGUCCAGCAGUGCCCCUCAAAGUGUUGACCCUCCUUGACUGAACUGGACACCUACGCGUGGAGACUGGAAAGGGCUAUUUUCAUCCAGAGCACUGACGUCAUCUGGAAGCAAGUUGAGGUUAUUGGUUUGGAGGCAAGCAGAUACUACCAAGAUAGGCAGGCUGAGCCAGAAAAUGGGUGGGCAGAUAAGAGGAGUGGCUUUUCUAAAAGCAUCUCAGCCUGGAUACGAGUAGUAAAUAACUCAGACUGAGUAGCUAAACCAGAGUUUAGAGUUAAACCAGAGUUUAGAGUCAGAUUUGAGGAGCUAAACCAGAGUUGUUAUAGGACCAGGUGGAACCCAAUGGAUUCUCUUGGUCACCUGGCCCUUGGUGAACUGGAAGCUGCAAUACCACUCUCUGGCCAGCUGCAGCAGCGGCGCUGUAGUGCGGCAAAAGAUCAAGCCAGUGUCUCCCGAGUGGACCCAGAUGUUUCACUCUCUGCCCCACUGUAAAUGCUGGUGAGCAUCUGCAGUGGGGCAGAGAGUGAAACAUCUGGAUGUCACUUUCAGACCCUUCAGUUCAAGACCCUCAGUCUCAUUUCAUAUUAGAACGUUUGAUACCCAACAAGAUGGCAACCUCCAGAAGAGCACAGUGUGGAUUCAACUGAUCAACUCUAAAUAAAUUAUGGGAUAACUGUCAGUUCAAAAGAAAAUGGAGUGUGACUCCAUUUGACAAGAUUGUCAAAUGAUAGUUAUCAAAGAAUCCAAGUUAUUCAAUAUGUAUAUGGUCUACAUAGAAGAAUAAUAGCACUUUACAGUUGGAGAUAUUUUAAUCCCAUCUCCUCUCCGGUAGAAUAGCCUCUUAUCAAUGAAACUAGAUAAAUAAUGCUACAUCUUAUCCUGAUAAUCUUGUCUUUUGUCAUAUGGACACAGUAUAUCAAAAUAACCACCAAUUCACUGAACCUUAAAAAACACUAGUUGCCUGAAUAGCGCAGCUCCCUAUGAAGUCAUACAAAUCGAGAAUUCACAAUACAGAAAAAUUCCUUAAGUAUCACUCCUUUGCCUUAUUGCUUUGUGGGUUGGAUGGUAGUUGACAUCCAUGGGGCACUACCACCCAAUCCAUUUUGGGGUCCCUAGGCACUAUCCCCAGGGAAUUAUGUGCUAUUUCAAAUCCCUAUUAUUUCCUAUGGCAGAAUAUUUUAGAACUGGUUUGAGCAUGGUUUGAGCUUGAACCGAACCAGGGGUUGGUCCGACCUCACCGGUACUCAAACCAGGGGACCCAGUUGGAGCCUGGUUCUAACUCAAACCGAACCACAAAAUCCGGUUUUGUGCACACCCCUACCCACACUAUCAACAAAACCUCUCUCUCUCUUUUGUUUUGACACCAUAGCACUUUUCUUUUUAAGCACUAUAGUACUAAACCUAAUCAGAUUUAAGAAUAUAUAUAUAUAUUUAUAUUAAUGCUAAUUAAUUAUCAAUAGAAGCAAGGAAAGCAUCAUGUAGAUGCAUUGCGUAAAAAGCAAAAAAUAAAAAAUAAAUUCUAGUAUAAAUGGAGGUGGAAGUGAUUGUACAAUGUACAUCCAAUAAUCUUAAGCUUCACAUGCCAAUAACGAUAGACAAUUAACUGAUGCUUUUCUAUCCAAUGCAGAAAAAAAACCUAUUUGUAAGAUUUCAAGAAAGGUCAGGCAAUCUGCUCUAAUGUUCUAGACACACAUGAGCUUAAGACAUUUCAUUAGACUAAUAUUUCAGUUCCCAUUUUAGGAUCGACAGGACCCUGGCUUUCUCCCAGUGGUGGUUGUUAAAGAUCCUAGCCAUUAUUAAUACGUAACAGGUUAUUGCAGUUUGCUGAAUAGCACAUAUUUACUUUAAAUUGCUAAGGAUAACAACGAAAUGGGACUCAUGUCCAAGUACACACACAUAGGAUGGCUCUUACUUGGUGAUUAUUUGAUCCCAAUAUUAGACAAAUAUUGGAUUAUUUGAUACUGACAUCAGACUAAUAAAGCAUACCAGUGAGUUAAGGUGGCCGUGUACAACGUUCUCUCAAUUUCCUUUCAUUUUUAGCCAGUAUAUCACUUUUCUCUCAUUGCUCUGCUCAAGGCGUUUUAUGACCCAUAGACAUGAAAAAUCAAUAGUAAGAGAUGGGCUUGAAACCUCUCUGGAAUCUGAAACUGGUCCACAAUGCAAAAGUGAGAAUUUUUGAAUUCUUGACAGGGUCAAGACCCACAGAUCACAUUCCACUCACCUUUUGGGGGCUGCAUGGGUACCACUUUGUUUCCAGGUGCGAUUCAGAACACUGGUGAUGACAUUUAUAUUUUAAGAAUGGGGUCCCCGAUGGAUUGUGACACAAUGAUGAUGGAUUGGGGUCCCAAUCCAUCAUCAUUGGGGUCCCCGAUGGAUUGAUGACACAAUGAGCCCCUGGUGGCGCAGUGGUAAAACUGCCACCCUGUAACCAGAAGGUUGCAAGUUCGAUCCUGACCAGGGGCUCAAGGUUGACUCAGCCUUCCAUCCUUCCGAGGUCGGUAAAAUGAGUACCCAGAAUGUUGGGGGCAAUAUGCUAAAAAUCAUUGUAAACCGCUUAGAGAGCUUCCAGCUAUAGAGCGGUAUAUAAAUGUAAGUGCUAUUGCUAAGUGCUAUUGCCCCCCCCCCCGUAAAUAAAUCUGCCUAACCCAUAAGAUUGGAUAGGGAGAGCCCCCAGUUGAUGCUGCCUCCAUCUGAGAUUUGUUUCAUGGUCAUGUAGGGCAGGGCCUUCUUUGUGGUGGCCUUCUCCUUAUUGAACUGCAUUCCUAGACUGACUCCUUUGUCCCCCUCCCUCCCCCUUUUUAGACAACCAGUAAGGCCAUCUUAUUUAAUCAAGCAUUCAUGUCAGUUAAACAUAGGAAGCUGGUUGAGAUUUUUAAAAUAUCUGUUUCUCCCGGUCACAUUUUUAGAUUGCUUAUAGAUUUGUGUUGGUUUUAUACUGGAGAUUUUAGUAGUGUGAGCCACUCUGAGACUAUAUGGAGCCAUGAUGCAUUGUGUGUGUGUGUGUGUAUGUGUGUGUGUAUAAUGUCUGUCUGUCUGUUCACUAUACAUUCCCACACCCUUGGAGCUAUUGGGACCAAACUUGGCAAAGUGACUUUCUAGGACGCUAGGAGGAAAACCAGGUACCCAGGGACCCCAACAACCACCCUGCACGGACAGAUAUACAACGGGUAGAGUCACGAAACCCCGAGCAACGCUAGCUACACUUUGCUAGUGAGUGAAUGAAUAACAAAAGCAGAGCUCGUUUGAUCUUCGAAAAUGUUCCAAUAAAAUGAGGUGCUGUCCGAUUUUGUGAUGACACGGCGAUUUGUGGGAUAUGUGUGUGCAAUUCUUGUAAAGUUUCUUUUGGAAAUUUGAGGGGGGGGGCUUGCCAUUGUGGUAGCAACUGCACUUUCAUUAUGUAUUCUGAUGCAAUGUGAAUUUGGAGAGGAUUCGAGGGGUGGGGGGGGGGAAGGUGGCAACCAGUAGGAGGAGAGCAAGCCUUACAGUAAGGAGCAUGAAUUGCUCCCUUUUGCUAAGCAGGACCUAUUCUGGUUUGCAUUUGGAUGGGUAAUAGAUGUGAGUGCUAUCUGCUGUAAGUUAUUUGACUUAGGGAAUGGGGCUGUCACUCACUGGCAGAGCAUCUGCUUAGCAUAUAGAAGGCCCCAGGUUCAAUCCCUGGCAUCAUCUCCAGGAAAGACCCCCUGGAUGAAACCUUGGAGAGCUGCUGCCAGUCAGUGCAGACAAUACUGAGCUAGAUGGACCGAGGGACGGACUCAGUAUAAGGCAGCUUCCUAUGUUCCUAGUCUAAGAGAUUCCUCAGUGUUUCCCGGGUCCACAUGAGAAAUUGCCGAAACUGGCCCACCAUUUCUGCCACAUGAGAAUAUGUUGGUGUAGACAGGAGAGAUAUUUCUGACAUCAAAGAAUUGGGUGGACAAAGUGGAAAGGGCAUUUUAGAUCAGCAUGAAAAAUCCAUCCUAAUAUUCCAUUCCAUUUCAUUCCGAUCGAUCCGAUCCAAUCCGAUCCACAUAUAUCCAAAUCCAAAAUAUUGCCACAAACAAUUUAAGGCAAAGCACUAAGGAGUGUUCUGUGUCCUUUUCAAGGUAUCUCCAAAAGGUGACCAUUAGAGCAACAGGUCUUCUAAAGCAUCCUUCCUAUCUUCCAUCGUAUCACAUGAAUGGUUAGUUCAGUUCAGCUAAUUAAUGUAUGCACAGCAUUCCAAGGUCCUCGAAUUCCAGAAGAUUGUCCUUUUAUUGUUGAUCUUUCAUCAGGAUGACCCAUUAAGUUAAAUGGAAGUCAGACAAGGGGGUGAGUUAAUCAGGUCACACAGGUAAGAAAGUGGCGUGUUCUCCAGAAUUCAAAGAGAACAAGUGUCACGAUCCAUCACUAUUCAUUCAUGAGAUUCCAUGGAUGUCUGAUUACUUUUUAGAUAGUAUAGGGCACCAUCUUACAUGACAUUACUUUUGUUUUAUCAUUUUAGUUUAUUGUCACUGUCCUGAUUUUAUAGCUUCUUACAGGUUUUCAUUUGUUUUUAGUCUUACGGCAAUUUAAUAAUUUUAACUUUUUAUGUCGUCUAACUCUGCAGUUAUUGUUUUCUUAGUUUCCUGGCAUGGACUCGAUGCUUUUCACGUUAUAGUCAUGACUGUUACCGUUUCUUUGUUUCUUCUGCCUUAUUCUGGCCAAAGACCGAAAUAAAGAUAUUGGUUGAUUGACUGGUUA